Clonostachys rhizophaga is the source of this 1020-nucleotide messenger RNA. Lineage: Eukaryota; Fungi; Ascomycota; Sordariomycetes; Hypocreales; Bionectriaceae. The record is from the annotation of a GenBank genome assembly.
AUGUAUGGUGCCAGAAUUUUCCCGUCGAUCGAGCAGAUCGUGAACCGAAGCAUCGUCCGGGCCUUCAGGACCCAAGUCACGCCGCUGCCAAAGCCUCAGAGUGACUUUUCUCACAAGACUGUCAUUGUCACUGGGGCCAGUUCAGGGGUCGGUAAGGCGGCGGCUCAGCAAUUUGCCCGUCUCGGUGCUGCCAAGGUCAUCCUAGCCUGCCGGUCUACCGAGAAGGGUGAGGCCGCUAAGAGGGACAUUGAGUCCGCCGAGGCUGCCGCCGGAGUUGUCGAAGUAUGGCCGCUGGAGCUUGGGUCCUAUGAGAGCAUCAAGGCGUUCUGCUCCCGGGCGGACAAGCUCGACCGUCUUGACGUGUUCGUGGCCAACGCAGGCCUGAUGAGCGCCCAGUGCGAGUAUUACGAGGGCUAUGAACGCCAGACUUUUGUGCAUGUCAUUGCUCCAAUCCUUAUGGUGCUGCUCCUUUUGCCCGUCAUGAGGAGGACAUCGGAGCAGACUCAAAGCCUCCCGCACCAUGUCAUUGUCAGCUCAAACGGCCACAUGUAUACCAAAUUCCUACCAGGAAAGGAGAAGUCCAUCUUCGCCGCGGUUCAGGGCGAUCGGGAUAUGCGUCUACGUUACUACGACACAAAGCUAAUGGAGGUUUUUGCGGUACGCGAAUUAGCAGCGAGGGUGAAGGCAAGUAAGAAGCCCUUGGUUGUUGUUAACAUGGUGGAUCCCGGGUUCUGCCAGAGCGAUCUCAUGCGAGAGAAAGGCUGGGAACUUCCCAUCAGAAUAAUGAUGGGAGUUGCCGAUAAAAUCCUGGCUCGUAGCCCUGAUUCGGGCGCGCGUACGUACACCAUGGCAGCAGAAGCUGGCGAGCAGAGCCACGGCAUGUACCUCGAGGACUGCAGCUUCAGCACUCCCAGUCCCAUGGUGGAUACGGAGGAGGGAAGAGAGCUUCAGAAACGGGUAUGGGACGAGUUGAUGGAGAUUUUAAACGAUACUGCUCCGGGUGCGGUUGGCAAUUUGUAA